UCUACUAUGAUUUUGAUAGCUGUUUUGGCGUUGUUCGUGCCGGCUCGGUCAACACCUAGUGUAGACGGAUCUGUGUAUUAUGAUGCUGCUACACGUAAGUUUACUUUUCAAGAGGGGCUGGACCCCACCGCUGCGGCAUACGCUACGUUUACUGAUGAGAUUUUCACUACAGGUUGGUCUCGCUUGACUGUAACUACGAAUGGCCUAUAUGAUGACCGAAUUCAGGCAUUUGCUGCUGGCUUUGUCGAGAGUCACUUGACUUACGAAUUGAUACACAACCACAACAUCAACACAGUCGGCUCCUACUGCAGUCAACCUUCAUCAUACUGCUCACGUCUGGAAAGUUAUCUCAAUCAGCAAACCCGAUGGAUUAACGAUCAGAUUCAGAAAAACAACAGCGACUACUGGUAUCAGAUCAGUUUGAUACUCCAUCAACUGGAAGGCAUACAAUACGGCUAUGGCAAUGUCACCCAAGGAAAAGAUGGCUACGACAUCUCUCCAAGACAUUUCCUUCUCAUGAACCUUGAUGGUGACCUUGAAGAUCUCGAGGUGGCUCUGGGAGCUCCUGCAAGUUCUCAGAGACGGAUAAUGGGCAGUGGCUCGUGUUCUAGUCUAAUAAAAGUCUUACCAGAAAUGUCGGAUGUCUUAGUCAGCCACGACAUGUGGGGCACCUAUCAUUCCAUGCUUCGUAUAUUUAAGCUCUACAACUUCUCAUUGCAUCAACAUCGACACGGUGAACUAAUUCCUGGACACAAAAUUGCGUUUUCCUCGUAUCCGGCCACUCUAGUCAGCCUCGAUGAUUUCUACAUGCUCAGCAGUAGAUUGGUGACUUUAGAAACGACAAUUGGUAAUUCGAAUGAAGAGAGGUGGAAGUACGUGAAGCCAGAAGGCACACUUUCGUAUUGGAUGAGAGUGAUAGUGGCGAACAGGAUGUCAACGGCUGGACGAGGCUGGUGCGAGAUGUUUGAGAAAUAUAACAGUGGGACAUACAACAAUGAGUGGAUGAUUUUCGAUUAUAAACGGUUUCAGCCUGGAAGUCACAGGAUAGAGCACGAUACGUUUUGGGUUCUGGAGCAAAUUCCUGGCUAUGUAGAAUAUCAUGACAUGUCGGAAGUUCUCAAUGUGAAAGGCUAUUGGGGCAGCUACAAUAACCCAGCAUUUCCCAAAGUUGCUAACAUGAGUGGUAUCCCUGAACUGAUCAAAAAGUAUGGUGACUACUUUGAUCACGAUAAAGCACCUCGAGCUCGUAUCUAUGCUCGCAAUCAAAGUCAAGUCACAGACUUAGAGUCCAUGUACAAACUGCAGAGAUAUAACAACUUCCAACAUGACCCUCUCUCCAGGUGCAACUGCACUCCACCAUACAGUGCCGAGAAUUCCAUUGCUGCUCGUUCGGAUCUCAAUCCUGCCAGUGGAAUUUAUGAAUUUCCUGCCUUAGGUCAUCGGCCCCACGGAGCCACAGACUGCAAGAUCACAAGCUCUGAGAUGAUCAAGACGCUGAGUUGUCUGGCAGAGAGUGGUCCCACUCACCAGCAACAACCCGUAUUCCAAUGGAGCACAUCCACAUUCAGCAACCUCAGUCAUCUGGGAAUGCCUGACCGCUACGACUUCACCCCCAUAACAAUCCACUGGGACUUGUAAUUAAUUAACAAAUAUCCUACAACUCUUUGUAGCUACUACUACUACUACUACUACUACUACUACUACUACUAGAUGGCAUCAUCUUAAUUUAAUACAAAAUUGCAAUAGUUGUAAAUGUAAAU
Corticium candelabrum is the source of this 1760-nucleotide messenger RNA. Its product is annotated as putative phospholipase B-like 2. Gene Ontology annotation, cellular component: extracellular region. Lineage: Eukaryota; Metazoa; Porifera; Homoscleromorpha; Homosclerophorida; Plakinidae. The record is from RefSeq and is a predicted model, not a curated record. The coding region runs from base 7 to 1638 and encodes 543 amino acids. Gene Ontology annotation, biological process: phospholipid catabolic process. Gene Ontology annotation, molecular function: glycerophospholipase activity. The transcript is spliced from 11 exons.